Molecule: messenger RNA, 1713 nt
Organism: Coniosporium apollinis CBS 100218
Lineage: Eukaryota; Fungi; Ascomycota; Dothideomycetes
Exons: 1
Coding region: 1-1713 (570 amino acids)
Biological process (GO): protein phosphorylation
Molecular function (GO): protein kinase activity; ATP binding
Source: RefSeq, a predicted model, not a curated record
AUGGAAGCCGCAGGGCUUGCACUCGGCGUCCUCGGAGCGGUUGGCGUGUUGGGCCAGAUGUUCGAUGGUUGCAUCAAAGGCUACCGAGUCUUCAGCACGGCCUCUAAUCUCGGCCGCGACAGCGAGCGGCUAGUCUGCAAGAUUCGGAUCGAGGAGACGCGUCUCUGGGUCUGGGGCCGACAAUGCGGUGUUGUCGAGGGGAAAUUUGAAGCCCAUCUCGCGGCCGGAACUUGGGGCCACGAAGGGCUGAAAGAUCUGGCUACGGAGGUCCUGGCACAGCUGUUGCAGACCAUCACUGACUGCAACAAGCUGCAGGAGAAGUACGGGCUCAAGGAGGAAACGCCUGGGAGUGUGGAUAAGGAGGCGUAUAUGGCGUACAAAAAGUCUGCCGAUAUGAAGAGCUUCAAGACUGCCAAGAUCAAGGAUGAGUGGAGGCUUCGUGCGAGAUGGGUCAUUGCCGAUAAAGAACAGUUUGAAAACUUCUUGAAAGAUCUUCAGUACUUCAACGACAGUUUGGAGAAGCUAUUCCCGCCAGGUCAGGUGACCACGCUUCAGAGAGCGUGGACAAGCGAGCUGUUGCAGUCUGCGGAGCGGAACACUGGAAGCCUGGAGCUUCUGGAGAACGCGUCGAGCGGGCGGUAUCCUGGGCUUACCACCUUUGCCCAGCUCAAGCGGCUAAGAAUCAAUCUCGAUGCAAAGGAGCCUUCGAAGAAGAUCCUCUCGACUUCUGAGCUCAAGCAGCAGCAGUGGCGCAUCAAGGUGCCUCCCGGCGAAGACUCUGUAGGCACGCGGGUACGGGCUGUAUACCAACGGCCUCAGGACACACCGCCCUACUCGGAAGACGUACCUGUGCUCGUCGAGUGGAUCCCCUACGACGCCAUAUCGGACCUCGAUGCACGCCUCCACCUCUACCAGCGCGUGGACAACCUCUCACGAAUGCUGCACUCCUGCUCAUCACGCCAUCCGGAUCUCCACACGCUCGACAGCGCGGGCUACUUAGACGACACGCCCCACAGCCGCUACGGCAUCAUCUACCUCGGUCCUAGUCAAUCAAGCGCAGCCCCGUCCACCAUGCCACCAUUCCACACCCUCUCAGCCGCAAUCGAAAACCAAGGGAAACGGACCCCGGACCUCGAAGCGCGCUUCUCCCUCGCCCGCACCCUCGCCAUCGCCCUCUGGUCCUUCCACUCCCUCGACUGGCUCCACAAGUCCUUCUGCAGCCACAACAUCCUCUUCUUCUCAUCGCCCUCAGAUCCCUGCCCCCGCUCCGAGCACCACGACCUCAGCGCGCCCUACGUCGUCGGCUUCGACAGCUCGCGCCCCGACGGCCUGGCAGAAAUGACGGCGGACCCGCGCUUCGCGCACGGCGAGGACCUGUACCGGCACCCGGACAGCCUGGGCGUGUGGCGGCAGAGCUACCGCAAGGCGUUCGACGUCUACAGCCUCGGCCUGGUGCUGCUCGAGAUCGGGCUGUGGAACCCGAAGCAGAGCAUCCGCAGCAUGCACAAGCCGCGAUACUCGCCCGCGGCGUUUAGGGAGAAGAUUGUGCAGGGCGCGGUGCCGGCGCUGGGGUCCAAGACUGGGUCGGCGUACAGGAGGGUUGUGGAAAGGUGUUUGGGGUUUGGGGAGGAAGGCCUGAAGGAAGGGGAGGGGAUGAAUCCUAAUCAGAUGAUGGAGUGGGUCGUGAGGACGUUGGAGAGUCUGAGGGUGUGA